AUCCCAAAGAAACACCAACACAACCAGAGGAGAGGAGCGAAGACGCCACGCACCACGUCAGGAGAUUUCCCUUUUUUUUCCUGCAAGAGGAAGACGACGAAGAGGAGCUCCCGAAUCCCCUCUUCUCUCGCUCGAUUCCUUGCGUGCGCGCGAUUUGAUCCCGCCCAAGUCUCUCUCUCUCUCUCUAUCUCUCUCUCUCCGGCGGUUCCUCCGAUCCCAAAUCGUUGAUUCACUCGAUGGCGGCCAACGCCGGCAGCAAGAUCCGCAACGCCAAGCUGGUUCUUCUCGGGGAUGUGGGCACGGGCAAGUCCAGUCUGGUUCUCCGGUUUGUCAAAGGCCAGUUCGUUGAAUUCCAGGAGUCCACCAUCGGCGCGGCAUUCUUCUCACAGACCUUGGCAGUGAACGACGAGACGGUGAAGUUUGAGAUAUGGGAUACAGCAGGGCAGGAAAGGUAUCACAGCUUGGCUCCCAUGUAUUAUCGGGGUGCUGCCGCUGCGAUAGUUGUCUACGACAUCACAAAUGCGGCCUCUUUUACAAAAGCAAAGAAAUGGGUUCAAGAACUUCAAGCACAAGGAAACCCAAACACAAUAAUGGCUCUUGCUGGUAACAAGGCUGAUUUGUUAGAGGCGAGGCAGGUGCCAGCAGAUGAAGCAAAGACUUAUGCUCAAGAGAACGGCCUCUUCUUCAUGGAAACAUCUGCUAAAACGGCGAUCAAUGUGAAUGAUGUAUUUUACGAGAUUGCAAAGAAAUUGCUUCAAGGACAGCAGGCUCAGAACCCACAGGGCGGAAUGGUUCUCAACCAGAGACCACCAGAGAGGACGGUGAGCGCUUCUUCCUGCUGCUCCUAAAACGCUGUGUGGAGUGUGGACUACAUGUGCCAUGGCCUGAAAUCCUAGAGGAUUAUGUAUGCAACGGAAAAUUUGUUGAAGCCUGUAGAGUAGCUGCCAUCCCAGCUGCUGUGCCUUUCACUACUUGUUUAUUGCCAUCUUCCAUCUGUAAAUGUGAAUACUAGAGUGUUACUGCAGAUAUUCACAGGUGCUGCUACAGUGUUUGUGCUCGUGCUUAAGUGUUUCUGAAAGUAGUGAAUGAAAUAGAGUAAAUCAAAGUCUAUACAGGUUCGUUUGAUUUA
Molecule: messenger RNA, 1129 nt
Organism: Phragmites australis (common reed)
Lineage: Eukaryota; Viridiplantae; Streptophyta; Magnoliopsida; Poales; Poaceae
Product: ras-related protein Rab5A
Exons: 7
Coding region: 237-848 (203 amino acids)
Molecular function (GO): GTP binding; GTPase activity
Source: RefSeq, a predicted model, not a curated record